Diplodia corticola is the source of this 333-nucleotide messenger RNA. RefSeq lists its product as uncharacterized. The transcript has a single exon. NCBI's taxonomy places the organism in Eukaryota, Fungi, Ascomycota, Dothideomycetes, Botryosphaeriales, Botryosphaeriaceae. Bases 1 to 333 code for a protein of 110 amino acids. The record is from RefSeq and is a predicted model, not a curated record.
AUGGGACUCCUCCGUGCAGCAACCACUUUCAGCGUCAAAGAUUUCACUGUCUCUGCGACCACUUGGCUUACUAUCUCCUUCCGUCCUUUCCUCCAACAAGCCGUCUUCUUCGUCUUCAAUUCCUUCUUUCCAAUCAUGUUCCGGGCCAACAAGAGAGUUGCCUCUUCCUCCACCACCGCUUCCGCUUCAUCUUCUUCUCCUGCCGCUGGCGGCAUGGAUGUCAUGGAGGUGACCCGGCCUCGCUCGGCGGCCGGCCCCGCAAGGCCCCCGUCGAGGAUGCAGCGCAAGCCUAAGCCCCAGGGUCCCUGGCCGAGGGACGCUGGUGGUCAGUAA